AUGGAUGACUACGCCAAGUUUCUCUUGGCAGUGACAUCUGGGGGCGAACACUGUGGGGUGCGGAUCUUGAGCGUGCAGAGUGCAGAGCUGAUGAUGAGUGACCUCAGCAGUUUGCUCGGAAGCCGUGUCCCUAGCAGUGCUCGUCCCUACGACGACGCUGGGCUAGGCCUCAGCGGAAUUGGGGAAUUACAGCGUCAAAAAGCACCAAGCUGGGGUGGCUGGUUCGACGGUGUACCUGGCGUGCGGCAGUGGGGGGGUGCUGCAAGCUGUGCGUUCAAAUUUGAUCCAAACAAAGGACAACCCAUCCUGGUGAUGGUCAUGACCCAGGCAUUGCCUCAAGAUGAUGGAACAACCAUCACGACUCUCUUGAAGGAUGUGCGAGAGGUGCUCCGCUUGUGA
Messenger RNA from Durusdinium trenchii, 399 nucleotides. The record is from the annotation of a GenBank genome assembly. NCBI's taxonomy places the organism in Eukaryota, Dinophyceae, Suessiales, Symbiodiniaceae.